Molecule: messenger RNA, 1816 nt
Organism: Drosophila takahashii
Lineage: Eukaryota; Metazoa; Arthropoda; Insecta; Diptera; Drosophilidae
Product: neprilysin-1-like
Biological process (GO): proteolysis
Cellular component (GO): plasma membrane
Molecular function (GO): metalloendopeptidase activity
Source: RefSeq, a predicted model, not a curated record
AAAGCACUUAACCGCUAGAUUAACAUGGAAUUAUUCCAGAAGAACUUAGUAAGACUACUGAUUUUCGUGAUAAUACUAAUAUUUCCGUCGAGUGGCGAUAAGAAUGCCACUACCAAUCACAAACGUAAUAACCUAGAGUCCUAUGCAAACCUCAUGAAGUCCUACAUGAACCUCGAUGUAGAUCCUUGUCGCGAUUUCUACGAAUACGCCUGCGGAAAUUAUAGAGACCAUAAUGAGCUGUUGGAAAGUAUGUUGGAUUUUUGGACCUUGAACUACAACAGUGAACAACUGGAGGGCCAAAUAGAACAUUUAUUGGGUAGGAUGGAUCUGGCGGAGUCUCUCAAUGUGUCCAGCGAACUCAGGGUGGCCCAAAGGUUCUACAACGCCUGUCUGAAAGCCGAUCUUCAUCCAUUUCCUGCUACUGAUCCGCACUAUCUUACCCUCAUUCGGUCGAUCGGAGGAUUCCCCGCUGUGGAUGGAGCCAACUGGAAUGCCUCCAACUUCAGCUGGUUCAACAUGAGCUCUCACUUGAUUAACUACGGGGCUGAGGGUCUGUUUCGCGAUGAAAUCAGUUCUAGUUUUCCAUUUCAGCCUAAUUUAGGUUACGAAAGGUUGGGUUUUGAAGAGUUCGAUAACUCGAGACCGAAUCACGAGGAACGAAUGGCCGGAUACCUAAGAGCCUUUCAGUUGCCGGAGGAUAAAAUUUCGGAAGUGAUCGCUGGGGUGUUUGCCUUCUGGGAAGAUGCGAGAUCCAGCCACGCGCAGCCUUCAGGAAACUGCAAACUCUUCGAAGCCAACUACUUCGAGAUCGUUUGGGACGGGGAUAAGAUCGUUUGGAACAAGGAUCAACCAAGAAAAGACGAGGACUGUUCUUCCUACGUCGUAAAGUUGGACAAGGUGUGUGCCCGUCAUCCCGAGGCGGUGGCCAAUUAUCUGGCCAUGAAGCUGCUGCGCGCAUUAGAUGCCACACUUCACAGCACUGAAGAACAAAAACAGCAUUGCCUGGGCCAAGUGAAGUUCUCAAUGAGGUUCCUCUUCAGCAAACUCUUAUUGGCGGAGAAGUUUCCUGAGAAGAAAAAGUCGGGCGUGUCGGAAAUUGUGGAGGAAGUGUGGAAUACGCUGAGCAGUUCGCUGGACGAAGCCGAUCGGUUGAACAACUUUCACAAGUCUCGAAGAGUUCUGUGGGAAUUUCCCUUCAGCUUUCCCAAGGUCAACUCGUAUGCGGAUCGGGUAAUCUCGGAGAUUGGUCGCCUGGAAAUAGUGGACGGCAGUUACGCUGCCACCAAUAUCAAUUUGCAUCGCCUUGCCGUUAACAGCAGUAGAUACAGCGCUCGUCAUUCCAUGGACCUCCCCAUGUCCUCCAAGUCGGCCGACCAUAUGUUGAAUGAAUUCUCUAGGUUUGAACGAUUUUUGCGACCACCUUUUUAUCACCACUCUUGGCCUUUAGCCCUGAGAUUCGGUGCCUUCGGUAGUGUAGUUGCGCGACAAGCCUACGUAAAUCUCAAGAGCUAUGAAGAGAGGUUGGACAUACGAUUGGAAGAGAAUAAAUUGCGGCUGGCAUUCUCUGCCUAUAAAAACCACAUUAAGCAUCUUCAGGAGGAUCAUAAGCAGGAUAAGAUCAAUGAGACUAUGCCAGGAAUUGACUUGUCCCCAGAUCAGCUCUUCUUCCUCGGAGCCACUCAGAUCUUUUGCGACCGUUCCAAGAAGAGUAAGGACCGAGCUGACUACUCAAUUAAGUAUAACCAAGAAUUCCCCCAGGUCUUCAAUUGUUCUGCAGGAUAUGGCGGAUAAGAGACGUGAGACGUCCAUUAGCAAG